This is a messenger RNA of Petromyzon marinus (sea lamprey), 2107 nucleotides long. Lineage: Eukaryota; Metazoa; Chordata; Hyperoartia; Petromyzontiformes; Petromyzontidae. The record is from RefSeq and is a predicted model, not a curated record.
CCGCCAAUCGCGUCUCACGCUCCCGGCUUCCGCGGCGUCGCCAGGCAACGCGAGUCAACACGGGGAUGAGACCCAGGCAACGCCGAGUCGCACGCAACAUCGAGUCGGACGCAACGAGUCGCACGCAAAAACGAGUUCCACGCAACGAGUCUCACACAACCAGUCCCACGCAACAACGAGUCUCAAGCACGGGCAGCGAGUUCCACGCAACAACGAGUCGCACACAACGAGUCGCGUGCAACAACGAGUCUCACGCGGAGCAUGGAGAAGAGGCCAGCGUGGAAAGAUGUGGAGUCUGCAAAGGUGCAGCACGCCAACUCGGACCUGCUCGUGACUCACGUGAACCACACGCACGACCUCCUGAGAGCCGAGGGGAUGGAGGUUUCGUGCAGCGACCGACAGAACUCGGCGCAGUGGCUGAGAACGCGCAGCCUGGAGAGCCACCGCCUCACCCUACCGCACCUCCUGCACAAGGGCACCGUCGUCACGAGCCCUGGGCCAGACGUGCAGGAGCACUUACACUUCAGUGCUGCUGUCAUUGCCGAGUUCGAAACCAAACUGCACCAGAUGAUUGCCCUUUAUCAUCAGAGGAUCAAGUGGCUGUUGCAGGACAGCAGGAAGGUACUGUGUAUUAAAUGUACAUUUGACGACGGAAGGUCAAACACUUAAUGCUAUCUUUUGUAAAAAUUUCCAAAAGUGGAAUGGGUGAGGCACAGAAGUGAUGUCACCGUGGGUUAAUUUCACUUGCGCAAGCUUCGUUACGCUAAUUUGUGUGUAUGUAUGUUGAACUCCUUUCGUAGCCAGCCGUGCUUGUAUAAGGACUGGGAAUUGCGUAUUUACUUUUGCAUGUUGAUUAGUGGAUUCAGAGGUUCAUCAUCAAGUAGAAUAUUUUCCCAGCACGUUCAGGGAUCCUAUAAAUACUCCCAGCGUUAGUAUUUUUGUUAUGCUUCCCGAUUAUAGUGAAGGCUAUUCAAAGGGCAGGACUUUAAAACAAAUUCGGCAAAUUCGGACUAUAAUGCUGCACAUGAUGGCCUACUCUCUUAAAAAAUAAAAGUGAGUCGAAAUGAUGAAGACACACACCGAUAGAAUGAAUGGCAGUAGAUUGAGACUGGUGAUGGAAUGGUAGCCAAAGGAGAGAGCAUGCCAUAAGCAAUACGGAUUGUACAUGGUGGCAUUGCAGGACCAUGAAGGAUAUUGGGUGAUAAUCAUAAUCUUUAUUUAUCCUGGAGAAAUCCGAUGAGCUGCAAAGCUCUUUUUUUUACAGAUGUCCAGUCGGGGUGGGUAAAAAAAAAACAUGCAAAAAAGGAAAGGUAAACAAAUCACAAAAAAUAUACAAAUGAAACUAAUUUUUUUGUUGUAUCUUUGCCAGUUAAAAUCCAAAUAAGGUAUUAACUGAUUUUCAGAAGCGACCUGACCACAAACGAUAGCUCAACGAAGUGGCUUAUAAAAAAUACCGAUAGGAGCGCAAAGCAUAGGAAGUUAAUCAAAUCACUUAUGUUGGAAUUAAGUGGAUUUUUUAAGAUUUAAUGUUUAAAAAAUAAAUAUUAACUGUGAUAAUUGAAAAAAAAUCAUAAAUAUGUUUUCAACAACAACAACAACAAAAAAGCCCUGAACUGACAACAAAAAAGCCCUGAAACUGAUGACAAAAACUUUAUAAAGUACAUCAUGUUUGGGCAUCUGUGUCCAACUGUACAAUUAAAAGUGUCUGGGUUUGAUUCCCACACUCAGGCACCUCUCUCUGUGUGGAGUUUGUACGUUGUCUCUCCCCCUGUUCCGCGCGGGUUUCCCUCCAACUUCUCUGGUUUCCUCCCAUUGUUAAAAUAAAUUACAAUGUAACCGGUAUUGGCCAAACAUCCCAAUGCUGAAAAAAUACCUGAAAAUAUCUCGAUAUAUGGAUUACACGAAGCAGCAACAGCAGCAGCAACAUCGCCCCAUAUUGCAAAAACUUGGCAGGAACCUCCUUAAAAAAGAGUAUUGCAACUCAGUGGAAGCUUCCUGGGUAAACAAGAGAUAUUUAUAAUUUUUUACUAUAUUUAUCUACCAGGCAAGGUCCACUGAGCUAUGUAGCUCUUUUUCAGAAGCGACCUGGCCACAAAUGAUAGCUCAA